AUGGCAUUCCCCUUUGAGUUCACGCGUUACCACACGCACCUCCGCCUCAACCGCUUGCUUUUGGGUCCACAGCUCCGCACCACUCUCGCCAGUGCUGUUGGCAAUAGCGCCUCCGGCCGUGGUGGCAUUCCCGGCACUAGCGUUCUGAGUCCUGUGUUGCGCGCGGGAGCUGGGGUCAGCGGUCUUUGGGUACCAUCCCCACUCAUCGGCUCUGUCGCCGCCGCUCGGCGCCGCGGAGAGCGGCAUGACAACAGCGACAAGAGGAGCUGCUACGUGGCCGUUGCUGCCGCCACUGCCCGCGGCGGUGGUGGCGGCGGCGGCGCCGUGGCGGUGGCGGAGCCCGUCACUGGCCGCGUUGAGGACACGGAGCUGUACGAUGAAGCGUACAACUCCUACCUUUCGUACGCCAUGUCAGUCAUCGUAAGCAGGGCCAUCCCAGAUGUACGAGACGGCCUCAAGCCCGUACACCGCCGUAUUCUGUACGCCAUGCACGAGCUUGGCCUUGUGCACAACAAACCUUUCAAGAAGUGCGCGCGCGUGGUGGGCGAGGUGCUUGGCAAGUUUCAUCCGCAUGGCGAUACGGCAGUGUACGACUCGCUUGUACGGAUGGCCCAACCGUUUGCGAUGCGGCAAACGCUCGUGGACGGUCACGGCAACUUUGGCAGUUUGGACAACGACCCGGCGGCCGCUAUGCGUUAUACGGAAUGUCGGUUGACUCGGGCGGCUGGGGAGGCCCUUUUGGCGGACAUUGGACCCGAUACCGUUGACUGGCAACCGACUUUUGAUGAAUCGCAGGUGGGCCUUGCGUCAAACAUCCCGCCGCAUAAUCUAGGGGAGGUGGUUUCGGCGCUACGGGCCCUCAUCACUGACCCACGGGUCACCACGGAGGAGCUCCUGAAGCACGUGCGUGGACCGGACUUCCCCACAGGUGGCGAGGUGGUGGUGGGACCCGAGCUCUUGCAAGUGUACGAGACCGGAAGGGGUUCGGUUGUGGUGCGCGGCAAGGCAACGAUAGAGCGGGUAGGUGGAGGCAGCGGCGGCGGCGGCGGCGGUGACGACGGCGGCGGAAAUGAUGAGGUGGCGACGGCGGCGGGUCGGACUCGCCGCCGUCGUGGAGCCGCUGCGGCGGCGGCGGCGGCACAGGCAGUUGAUGAGGAUAUUGGCGGCGGUAGAGGUGGAAGCGGUAGGGAGCUUGUCGUAAUCACGGAGCUGCCGUACCAGGUGUACAAGUCGGAUCUGGUGGCCUCUAUCGCGGAACUCAUCGAGUCUAAACAGCUCGAAGGAGCGUCGGAUGUACGGGACGAGAGCGACCGUACGGGUGUACGGGUUGUAGUGGAGGUCAAAAAGGGUUACAGUGGGAAGGUGGUCCUCGCCCAACUGUACAACAGUACGAGGUUGCAGGUAAACUUCCACUACAACUGCACAUCUCUGCUAAACACGAAGCCCUUGCAGAUGGGUCUCAAGGACAUGUUGCUGGCGUUUCUGGACUUCAGAUGUGAUGUGGUUCAGCGCCGCUCCUCCGCCUCCCUCCGAGCCGCCCAACAGCGGCUUCACCUCGUGGAGGGGUUCCUCAGGCUGCUGCGGGAGGAGGGCCGGCUGGAUGCGGUGGUGGCGGAUGUGCGGGCGGCGGAGGACGGGGGGGCGGCGAGGAGGGCACUGGUGGCCAAACACGGACUCAGCGAGGAGCAGGCGGAGGCUAUUUUGGGCCUUACGUUGCGCCGUCUGACCGGGUUGGAAGCCGCUAAGCUGGACCAGGAACGCCGGGAGCUGCAGCAGAGCAUUGCGAGGCUGGGGGACAUUUUGGCCAACCGUACGACACUGUUGGCGGUGGUGGAGCAGGAGGCAGAGGCGCUGGCGGCGGCGUUUCCGGAACCCCGUCGUACGGCACUGGUGGCGGCGGAGGAUGUACCCGCCACUCCUUCCCUGGAGUCCCUCGUCCCGCCAAAGCCCUGUCUCGUACUGGCAUCACGUCGGGGCUUUCUGAGGCGGUUGGCGGGGGACUCGUUGACGGCGCAGAACCGAAACACGCGAGGCAAAUCGGGAAUUCGGUUGCGCAGCGGCGACCAGCUGGCCAGCCUGGUUGCCGGCUCCGACCGGGAUCUGCUGAUGGUCGUUACGCCGGACGGCAGGAUGUUCAAGACACGGACAGCUGCCGUACCGCCGUCGUCGUCAUCAGCCUCAUCAGCCUCACCAACUGCUGCCGCGGCCUCCGGUGGCACCGAGUCUGUCGGCCGGAUGAAGGAGGUGGAAGACGCGGGAUCUGAAGCAAAGGAGGAGGAGGAGGUGGAGGGCGAGGACGUGGGCGGGGCGGUGGCGGGCCCGUGUCUUGUGCUGUGCACUCGGGGCGGGCGGAUAAAGCGGCUGGCGCUGAAGAACCGGAGGGAGAGCAAGAAGGGCAUUAUGGUGAUGGGCCUGGAAUCCAGCAGCUCAAAAGCCACUGGCGAUGGUAGGGAUAGCAGCAGCAGUAGCAGCGCCCGCGAUGCAGCCUCCAAGAAGAAGGGGCCUGAUGAAGCCGGGGAGGAGGAGUUGUGCUGGGCCGCCCUGAGCCGCUCCCCCGGGGAUGUGGUGGUGGUUGCCUCCGCGGAGGGACAGGUGCUGCUGUUUCCCGCCACGGACGUGCGGGUUUCGGGGCCGCAGUCGGCGGGAACACAUGCCAUGCGGAUGAGCAAGCGCCGGCCCAACGACCGCAUCGCGGACAUAACCGUGCUGCCCGCUGAGUUGGCGCCGCUGCUGGGAUCCCAGCUACCUACCACUGCCUCCGCCUCCGCUGGCACUGCUACUGCCGCGUCCGAGCGUGGGGAGGAUGUAGCAGAGGACGGGGAUGACGAUGGGGAGGAGGAGGAGGAGGAAGGGGGAGAACAAGGAUUGACCGCAGCUAUUGAUGAGGAGCAAGAGGGAGAGCAAGAGGAAGGAGAGGAGGAAACGUCGAGCCGUGGGCCCGCCGGGCCGUGCCUGCUGCUGGUAACUGCGCACGGCAUUGGGAAGCGAAUUCCGUUGGGUCAGUUGCGGCUUGGAAUGCGGCGGCAAGCAGGCAUGGUCGCAAUCCGCGUCGCGAGCGCCGAGCGCGCGCGGCAACGGAGCCGCCGCAGCAGCAGCGGCGGUACGGCAGCACAAUGGCAACAGCAGGAGCAGCAGCAGCAGGGGGCCGCUGGACCCGACCACGUCGUGGCGGUGCUGGUUGUGCGUGACGGUGAGGAGGUGAUCAUGGCAUCGCGGAACGGUGUCGUGGUACGGCAGAGCGUUGACGGUAUUGCCGUACAGGGUCGCAUGACGCGCGGCACGUUUGUGAUGCAGCUUGAUGGGGGGGAUGAGGUGGUGGAUGUGGUGGCGGCGGCGCCGGAAGUGCCUCCGCCGCGGCCGCCGCGAGCGGCUGCUGCGGCUGCGGCUGCGGCUACAGCUACAGCAGCACACGCUGCGCCGAGUGGGGGAGGCACCGUGGGAAAGGGUCGAGGCCGGGGAAGGAGAGUAGCGAUAACAUAA
Molecule: messenger RNA, 3480 nt
Organism: Volvox carteri f. nagariensis
Lineage: Eukaryota; Viridiplantae; Chlorophyta; Chlorophyceae; Chlamydomonadales; Volvocaceae
Exons: 19
Coding region: 1-3480 (1159 amino acids)
Biological process (GO): DNA topological change
Cellular component (GO): DNA topoisomerase type II (double strand cut, ATP-hydrolyzing) complex
Molecular function (GO): DNA topoisomerase type II (double strand cut, ATP-hydrolyzing) activity; DNA binding; ATP binding
Source: RefSeq, a predicted model, not a curated record